AUGGCGCAAGAGCAGAUGAAGAACACGCGAAAGCACCCUCUAUCAAGCGCAGUCAUGCCUUCGCAACGUCGACCAUUCGUCGGACCUACCCCAAACAUGUUGCCGUCCGAUCUUCCAGCCAGGUUCGAACGAAAUGCAACGGGUGGCCACGCCUUCCUGCCUCCCAUGGCACCUCACGACCACAACCUACUCCUCGGGGAACUAUCUCACUGGCCUUCUUUUCCGCAUCUCAAUCAUCCAUUCGAAAAUUCAUAUCCUGAUCUAACAGCCCGACGCCGACAACACCCACUUCCGUUCAGCAUGUCGCGCAACGAGCAGAACGUCAACCUCAACACUGACAUAAAAAGAGUCGACCCCAAACCGCCGGCGACACCAGCGCAAGGCCGCGGUUGCACAAGUCCCGCUGACCAGCGCCAUGAUUCUCUGACUAGAGGAGACAACACUCACGUCUCGCCCGCACCGCUUCCGAUAGGCUGGAACGGUAGUCGUGUUCCAUCGGACGACGUUCCGAGGAAGGCGCCGCUGGCAGCUCGUUUUUCAGAUGACAUCUCACCAUUCAUAGCGAGAAAGAUUCCGCAAGCGAAGCAGCAGAGGUCCACCAGUCAACCAAAGGCAACUACGGGACCUUCCCAAGGCAGUCGAGUACGUCGGCAGAAAUCAUUCACUACGCCGCCGUUGGGCACUCCUAAGCGAGGACGGCCACGACUAGAUGAUGGAAUCCAGGAUGCUAACGCCGCUGGUGACCUGGACUGUCAAGGUGAUGACAAGGUCAGCCAACGACUGGGUGCGCAGCCUCCCAUCGGUAUGUUUGCGCCUCCACAGGUAUCGUCCGCGACUCCACCAAAACCCAGGAGACCACGCCCGAAGUAUAGCUAUGUUGUUCCUCUAGAGUUGUUAGGCACACAAAAGGCCCUUGGCCCAGACAACUGGGACGAAUACGUGUACCUCAUGGAGCAGCUCUGGACCGAAGAAAUCACCUUUGACGAGUUUGGCAAGCGUACGAAACGGAUAUUCCAAGUAUUCGAUGAGAGUAUUCGGAAGAGGUUGAACAAUACCGUAGCGAUGAAGAUGAUAGUGCCGCGGCUCGAGGAAGUGCGGGAGAGAGGUCAGUCGACUAAGGGUACGGACGACGUUUAG
Alternaria rosae is the source of this 1137-nucleotide messenger RNA. RefSeq lists its product as uncharacterized. The coding region runs from base 1 to 1137 and encodes 378 amino acids. The record is from RefSeq and is a predicted model, not a curated record. The transcript has 2 exons. Lineage: Eukaryota; Fungi; Ascomycota; Dothideomycetes; Pleosporales; Pleosporaceae.